Caenorhabditis angaria is the source of this 553-nucleotide messenger RNA. The record is from the annotation of a GenBank genome assembly. Lineage: Eukaryota; Metazoa; Nematoda; Chromadorea; Rhabditida; Rhabditidae.
AUGCUUGAAAAGCUUCUCUGGAUUUUGGGAAGAAGACCACCACUCGAUUUCGCAUUGGCUACAGUACCUCAAGCAGCCGUUGCAAGACCCAGAAUCACCUAUGAAAGUGUGAAGGAGAUGAUUGAGGAUUUUUCAGUGGUUUUGGGAGUACCGAAAUAUAGGACAAGUAAACGUAAGCGAUUUUUGAAGGAGUUUCAUUCAUGUUUUUUUUUAUUAGAAAACUGUCUGAAAAUAACAUAAAAUAUUUUCAGCAAAGAAAGUUACGCGAAAAUUCUCAUUUUCUCGACUUUUACAACCAAUCGAUAAUUUGGUAACAUGUCCAUCUUGUUCAAAUAUUCAUCCAUCGGAUUCGAUUUGUGAUAAAUGUUAUGAAAAAGUUCGAAGUGUUACGAAUGAGAUCAAAAAGAAAAUGAUGGAAUAUAAUCCAUAUGUUGGAGAUAAACAAGACAAAGAGAUAUUUGUGAAGUUCAAAGGAGAAGAAAUCGAAAAAGAUGAAGUUGUUAAUGGAAAACGGGUUAUUGAAUUGGAAAAAAGAGCGACCGAGUUGGUUUAA